Messenger RNA from Fulvia fulva, 14361 nucleotides. Its product is annotated as Midasin. The record is from RefSeq and is a predicted model, not a curated record. The transcript is spliced from 4 exons. Gene Ontology annotation, biological process: ribosomal large subunit assembly; rRNA processing. Gene Ontology annotation, molecular function: ATP hydrolysis activity; ATP binding. Gene Ontology annotation, cellular component: nucleus; preribosome, large subunit precursor. The coding region runs from base 1 to 14361 and encodes 4786 amino acids. NCBI's taxonomy places the organism in Eukaryota, Fungi, Ascomycota, Dothideomycetes, Mycosphaerellales, Mycosphaerellaceae.
AUGGACUGCCGGUGGGACGAUGCGCUGCUUGGAUGCAGCGAUUUGCCUCGAGAGCUGCUCGAAAUUAUCCGAAUGGGCACCGACGAGCAGUAUCUGCAGGCCCUGACACGGACAGCACUGGAUCCUCGCCAUACAUACGCUCUUUUGGCGCAUUGCGAGCAUAUUGCGCCUCAUAUAUGCGCGUCGCUUCGAGCACUGGGGAGCGUUCCUUCCUCGAUAGCUACGAUAGGGCGGCUCUUGCCGUAUGCGCCAUACUUGACACCCUACGCCAUACGCCUCCUGAGUGAGGAAUACUCACUUGGCCAGAACAACGACCAUGAGGCCGACCUUCUAUACCUGCUGGGACUGUGGCGGCUUCUCCGGGUUAAUCACCGCGUUUUCCGCAAGUAUGUGACGUGUGCUGACCUCACACGAGCGUUAAAUCACGUUUGCGCACCUGCGCGAUACCUCAUCGUCCGUAUCCUGCAGAUACACCACGAGGCCUCGGAUCACUGGUUUGAGACGACGCUCAAGCACUAUCUGAACGACAAUAUUGCUGAGCUUGAAGGCACAUGGGACGAAAGAACGAUCAACUACCGCUUUCUCAGCCUGUGGGAGGAAGACCGCCACGCGAAGACUCUCCAACUCAUCUCUGAGGCCAGGCUCACAAGGUUGGUCGCAACGUCACCAGGACGCACGAUACCACUGGAGCUCUUGCACCCAUCAUGUGCUCUGAUUGGCGACAUUCUCCUGCCGCGCGCCAGCGACAAAGGCACCGAGACGGAUGCGAGCUUCAUUAGCACGCCAACUACUUCGGAGAACCUACGAAGAGUCGCGCGCGCCUUGAAAUCGAGCCAGCCCCUCCUGCUCACAGGCCUGUCAGGUUCCGGCAAGACUCGGCUGGUUCACAGCGCUGCUCAAAGACUUGGAAAGCUGGAUUCCAUGGUCACACUGCAUUUGAACGAACAAAGCGAUGCCAAGCUCCUGCUAGGCGUCUACACUACUGGAACCACCCCUGGAUCUUUUCUUUGGAAGGCAGGCGUUCUUACUACUGCUGUUCAGGAGGGCCGCUGGGUUUUGAUUGAAGAUCUCGACAGGGCACCCAAGGAAGUAUUGGGCACUCUUUUGCCACUGAUCGAAAAACGUCAACUUCUGAUCCCCAAUCGCAAAGAAACAAUCCAUGCUGCUGAAGGCUUCCGGAUUCUAGCUACCGUACGCAGCAAUGUGAAUCAUCAUGGAGAGGAGAGUAAGCCCUUGUCCCAUAUGCUUGGAGUCAGGCACUGGCAGACUGUGUCUAUUGCGAUGCCUGCUGUGUCCGAACUUUCCUCAAUAGCCCAGGCACUGUUCCCAAGCCUCGGUCAGCUCCUUCCACAGUUCAUGGCAGUGUACGAACGUCUCCUUGACACCCGACAGCGGUUAGCAGGCCAGAGCAAGACCGGUGUCGCCAGGCCCAUAAGUCCACGAGAUCUGUACAAGUGGUGUCAACGAGUCUCAAAACUUCUGGAUACACGCGAGAACUUCACCAGCCGCGAGGCUGAUGACAUCUACCUGGAGGCCCUAGACUGCUUUGUUGGUGCCCUGUCUCCAGGCCCUACGCGGACGUCGUUCUCGGAAGUCAUCGCCGAGGAGCUCAGAGUUGACCCACAGCGUCGAGACUACCUACUGGACUCGCGCGAAGUGCAGUACAAUGCAGAGAAGACCAAAAUUGCGAUCGGCCGAUAUUCUGUCCCUAAGUUCAAGCACACAAAGCCAGGAGAUGGCUCAUUCUCAACCAAUCCCCAUUCCACUCGUAUGUUGGAGCGUGUUGCUGCGGCUGUCGUCAAUCACGAGCCUCUGUUGCUAGUCGGUGAAACUGGUGUCGGCAAGACGACGGCUGUACAACACCUGGCCCACCAUCUUGGCAAGAAGCUGGUGCCUUUCAAUCUAUCACAGCAGAGCGAAGCAGGUGACCUGCUGGGAGGUUUCAAGCCGGUCAAUGCUCGGACUCUGCUAGUUCCAAUGAAAGACGACUUUGAUGAGCUUUUCAGCGAGAGCUUCAGCGCCAGCAAGAACAAGCAGUUCAUCGAUCUCCUAGCCAAGCAGACGAUCAAGGGCAACUGGAAGCAGGUCUGCAAGCUUUGGCGACAAGCGUUGAAGAUGGUGGACCAACAGCGCGCUGCCUCACCUCCACGCGAGGGCGAAGGUCCUGCUAAGAAGCGUAAAGUUGACUCCAAGCUGGCUAUCGACUUUGCGAGGUGGGAUCAUUUCUCACAGAAGGUCGAAGUCAUUGAACGGAAGCUGAUCACCAGUGGUGAUGCGUUUGCUUUCACGUUCGUAGAAGGCAACAUUGUGAAGGCGCUUCGCGAGGGUGACUGGGUACUCCUGGACGAAAUCAACUUGGCCUCACCAGACACCUUGGAAUCGAUCGCUGACCUACUAGACGCGGAUGCACCAUCGUUACUGCUCACCGAGGCUGGAGAGAUAGAACGCGUUAAGGCCCAUCCUGACUUCCGCGUGUUCGCUGCCAUGAACCCGGCCACGGACGUAGGAAAGAAGGACCUUCCACCCGGGAUCCGUUCGCGCUUCACCGAGCUAUACGUGGAGAGUCCCGACAAGGAUGCAAAGAGCUUGCAAAGUAUUGUUCGUGCUUAUCUGAGACAAGAGAGCGCGGCCGAUGCCUCUGUGCCAACGGACGUGACCAAGCUGUACCAGAGCAUCAUCGCACUAGCUGAUGCCAAUAAGCUUGUGGACUGCGCUGGUCAGAAGCCACACUUCUCUCUCCGUACGCUGACCCGGACUUUGAGCUACGCAAAGCACAUACAGUCUAUGUGUAGCUUACGGCGCGCUCUAUAUGAAGGCUUUCAGAUGAGUUUCCUGACGUUUCUAGAUGUUGAGUCGGUGAACUUGGUACAGCCUUUGAUUGAACAGCAUCUCUUCAGACGCACAAAUGUGGCCGCCGAGCUCAAGAAGGCGCUCCGACAGCCGGACGACGGUCGUGCGCACGUCCAAGGUCACCCAAGGAGCAAGCACUGGCUCCGUAAAGGACCCAACCCCCUUCAAGAACAGCAGCACUAUAUUAUUACGAACUUCGUCGAACGUAAUCUAGAGAAAUUAGUGCGCGCGUCGAGCACUCGUCGCUUCCCCGUGCUUAUUCAAGGACCUACCUCAAGUGGCAAAACGAGUAUGAUCGAGUAUCUUGCCAAACGUACCGGACAUACCUUCACGCGUAUCAACAACCACGAACACACGGAUCUUCAGGAAUAUCUGGGGACCUAUGUUUCCGGUACAGAUGGCCGUCUACAAUUUCAAGAAGGUGUCCUGGUCAAAGCGCUGCGAGAAGGGCACUGGAUUGUUCUUGACGAGCUGAAUCUCGCGCCCACUGAUGUUUUAGAGGCCCUCAAUCGACUGCUGGACGAUAAUAGAGAGCUACUGAUCCCAGAGACUCAAGAGGUAAUACGACCUCACGCUGAUUUCAUGCUUUUUGCUACACAGAACCCUGCAGGACUCUACGGCGGACGAAAGACACUGUCCAGGGCCUUCCGCAAUCGCUUCCUCGAGCUACAUUUCGACGACAUCCCGGUCAACGAACUUCAGGAGAUCCUACAUCGUCGAACACAAUUGCCUGAAUCUAGAUGCAGACGAAUCGUAGGCGUAUACAAAGAACUGUCGAUUCUACGCCAAGAAAAUCGCCUCUUCGAGCAGAAGAGUUUUGCAACUCUUCGAGAUCUGUUUAGAUGGGCUUUGCGGCCCAACGACACCCUAGAUCAGCUCGCGGCGAACGGCUUCAUGCUGCUGUGCGAGCGUGUUCGAAAGUCAGAGGAGCGUGCUGCUCUCAAGAGCACAAUUGAGAAGGUCAUGAGCGAGAAAGGACCAAAAGUGCGCAUCGAUGAAGAAGCAUUGUACGGCGAGGGCGCGCCAGAGGUGCAUCAAUACCAACAUAAUGCCACAAGCCCCGGCGUUGUGUGGACUCGCGCGAUGCGAAGAUUGUACGUCCUGGUUGCGCGCGCAAUCGCUAACAACGAGCCAGUGCUGCUUGUUGGCGAGACUGGCUGUGGCAAGACCACUGUCUGCCAAAUGCUCGCAGAUGCUGUCAAACAGGAGCUACAUAUGAUCAACGCGCACCAGAACACCGAGACGGGUGAUCUCAUUGGAUCUCAGCGGCCCAUUCGCAAUCGUGCCGCUACCGAGGCUGAUCUGAGAGAGAAGCUGCUCAACUCGUCAAAUUUGCGAGUCUCGGCACAUGGUGCUAUACAUACGACGGAUGCACUGUUGACCGCAUACGACCAAGCGAUCACUUCUGCGGAGCCAGAACAGAAAGCCAGAUACACAGCCAGUACCACCCAUCUCGAGAUACAGGCUGCGCGGACGCGGUGGAAAGCACUUUUCGAGUGGGCUGAUGGAAGCCUAGUGCAUGCUAUGCGCAACGGCGACUUCUUUCUGCUUGACGAGAUCUCUCUGGCGGACGAUUCGGUUCUUGAAAGGAUAAACAGUGUCCUCGAAUCCUCGCGGACCAUCUUACUGGCAGAGAAAGGCAGCCUAGACUCAGCUGUCAGCGCGGCGCCGGGUUUUCAAUUCUUUGCUACAAUGAACCCUGGUGGCGACUAUGGCAAGCGCGAGCUAUCUCCUGCGCUGCGAAACCGUUUUACGGAGAUAUGGGUGCCCGCGCUUUCCGACAUGAACGAUGUGUUGCAGAUCGUUCGAGCAAAGCUCACCAGCGUGGCUCAUCCUCAUGCCGAUGCAAUGGUGGCCUUUGCCAGCUGGUUCAAGUCACGCUUUGACACUUCAGCAAGUGCAUCAGUGUCCAUCAGAGACACUCUCGCGUGGAUCGACUUCGUCAAUGUCUUCGCAAAAUUGGAUGUCGCAGCAGCGGUCGUUCACGGAGCAGCAAUGGUGUACAUCGACACACUUGGGGCGAAUCCAGCCGGACUCAUUACACUCACUUCGCAGAGCAUCGAUGACGAACGCAAGGCGUGUCUGAACAAGCUCGGAAGUUUGCUAGACGUCGAUGCAAGCGUGAUCUAUGGCCAUACCUUUGAGAUCACAUCGAAUGAUGCUGCAUUCGCCAUUGGUCCUUUCAGCAUACCAAGGCCCUCGGGAGUAUCUGUCGCCAACGACACAUUCACGUUCAAUCCACCGACCACCCGUUCUAAUGCGAUGCGCGUGGUUCGGGCGCUGCAACUCAGCAAGCCUGUCAUGCUUGAAGGCAGUCCUGGCGUAGGCAAGACCACUCUAGUCGCUGCUAUCGCAAAGGCAGUCAACAUGCCACUAACACGCAUCAACUUGUCAGACCAGACUGAUCUACUCGAUCUCUUCGGCUCUGAUGCGCCAGUCGAAGGAGCUCAGACUGGCACUUUCGUCUGGCGCGAUGCCCCUUUCCUCCGAGCCAUGAAGAACGGAGAAUGGGUCUUGCUCGACGAGAUGAACCUUGCCUCUCAAUCUGUACUGGAAGGCCUCAAUGCCUGUUUAGAUCAUCGAGGCGAGGUCUACAUACCGGAACUGGGCCAAAGCUUUACUCGACACCAGAACUUCCGGCUUUUUGCUGCACAGAACCCACAUCACCAAGGUGGAGGGCGCAAGGGCCUUCCUGCUUCGUUUGUCAAUCGCUUCACAGUCGUCUAUGCGGAGUCUCUGCGGCAUGACGACCUCUUGCUGAUCUGUGGAGGCAAAUUUCCAGACCUUGACCGGCAAUAUCUUCAACAAGCUGUGGCGUUCACUACCAGGCUGAACGAGGAGGUUAGUCACAGGAAGACCUUCGGCGCCAGUGGUGGUCCAUGGGAGUUUAACUUGCGCGAUAUCGAACGCUGGCUAACGCUCGCCUCUUCGAGUCGGGAUCUGCUACGAGCUGGAACUUUUAAGGACUUCAUCACUUCGCUCUUCUUACAGCGCUUUCGCAGCGCGUCUGACCAAUCGCGCGUGACAGCUAUCUUCAGUGACAUCUUUGGCGCGGCGGUACAACAAGCCGAUUUGUUCUGCAACAUGUCGCCACAAACACUGCAGGUCGGUCUUGGCCUUCUUCCUCGCAACGACCUCACUGCAACGCCUCAAGACCUUUGGCUUCGCUCUCUGGCGCCAAACGCAUGCACUCUUGAGAUACUGCAAACUAUCAUGUUGUCGGUUCAGCAAAGCUGGCCGGUGGUGUUAGUAGGCUCUUCAGGCAGUGGCAAGACCAAGCUGAUCGAGCGACUGGCUGCUUGUGUCGGUGCCGAUGUGCUCACACUCGGCAUGAGUGCUGAGACAGAUGCAUUAGAUCUGAUAGGAGGCUACGAGCAGGCCGACCCUCAUCGACAGGCGUCGCAGGCUUUGCGCUCGAUACAUGGGAAGAUCGAAUCGCACUGCAAAGCAUUAACGUCCGCAGGCCGACCAGACGAAUCAGCGACAGUCCUAUCAGCGUCGUUGCUGCUGGAGUCAGGAAAGUCAGCGACCCACGAAGAGCUCCUACAUCACCUACCGGCGGCAUUGAGUGACAACUUGCGCUCCGAUCUGCGCCAAUUGACUGACAGUACCAAAGCUAUCGACAAAGCACGCUUUGAAUGGAUCGACGGUCCACUCGUCGAUGUGCUACAAGAGGGCAAGUGGCUCAUUCUAGAUAAUGCUAACCUUUGCAGUCCUUCCGUGCUGGACAGAUUGAACUCACUUCUAGAACCCGACGGCGAGCUCAUAAUCAACGAGCAUUGCGACGUUGACGGCCAGGCUCGGGUCCUCCGACCACAUCCCAACUUCAGGAUCUUCCUCACAGUCGAUCCCAAGAUGGGCGAGCUAUCGCGAGCCAUGCGCAACCGCGCUGUCGAGCUCUGUCUGGUGACUGAGCACACCUAUAGCCCACGGGAGCUGGCAAACACAGAUGGCUUGGACUGCGAGUCCACGAUGGCUAGAUUUCGUGCCGUCAAGACUGCUGGUCUCGAUCAAGCUACACACGGACCCAUCCGUGACCAUUUGAGCUCGAGAGACGAAAUUCUUGUACCCGCGUUGGAGCAACAGCUCCGUGACGGGCUCUUCGCUGGCUCUGACGGGACCAUCAUUCAGCUGCCCUACGUUGACGCCUCGAGCCAGGCUGAAGGUCAACUGCAAUCCUACUACGGCGAAGCGAUAAGCCACCUGCAGGUGCCUGCUGACUAUGCUUGUGUACAGACCCUUCACCCUCUCAAUAAUCAACCGCUUGUGCAACAUUCUCAACAGGCGUUUGCUGUUGCUCUGUCGUUGGCAGCAAAAUAUGACACUACCAGUCUCUAUAACACCAGCUACGAAGCCUUCAACAAGCUUCGCAUGGAUCGCAAGAGUACAGAGCGUCUAGCACGACUUUGGCGCUCGUUGUACCAAGGACAAAGCAGCUCGAGCAAAGCUAAGAAUAAUGCGGUCAUCGAUGCCAUACAGCAUAUGCUUGAGCCUGUCGAACUGUACCUGCAACAGAAGGUUGAGCCAAGUGAUGCUGUAGAGCUAUCAAGCCUGAAGGCCGUCAUCGUCAAGAUGCUGUCCUUUGUGCAGGUCUUCACACAGGCAGUGGGUUUGGAUGGACUGGACCACGCUUUCCUCACAGCAUGCCUCAUCGCUGGAAAAGACAUCUACAGUCACGCAAAAGGCAGUCUAUCUGCUACAGCUGCAGAUCUACUCGAAGCCUUUGCUUCAGCCAUUUCUCGGCUCACAAGCACGACGGAGGGUAGCAAGGGCCAGGGCUACGACAUCUUAUGGCAGACCAUGAGACCCGACAUGCCCGUCAGUAACGAUGGGUUACAAGCCAUGCUUCGCUUUGAAGCAGUCGUCGAGCGCUUCGACAAUGCCAUGGCAACCUUUCAGCUUCCUCUUGAGCAGAUCGUGGAAUUACGACAAGCGUUCUGUCAAACGCUGGCUCUAGGCUCACGUGCAGAGAACGAUCUGGAUGACCUCGCAGCAAAGGCAACGGCCGUCAUGCCGGCCGACACAGCCGAUCAGGAUAACGAUCAUGGUACUCGUGGACGUCCACAUUUCGCGAGCAGUUUUGAAAAAAUCUGUCAACAUCUUGCGCUGCUCUCCAUGCGAGAGCCACUUCCAUCAGCAAUUGAAAUCACUGCACUAGAAGCGCUUGCUCUCAGAAAGACCAAGGAUUCUUUCGGGGUUCUGCAGAACAUGACUGCUGUUCAGCGUACACUGCGCCUGCUCCGGUUGAGCUCGAAUCAUUCAGCAUCAUCUGAUACCGCCGGCACGCUGUCCAGGGAAGUAUUGCACAGCCUAUCUCGCACAAAGUCUGUGGAUCUACGGAACAUGGCUCUGCUUGAGGACGAGGCGAAGCAUCUUGGUCGCUCACUUGCGUCACAAGCACACCGACUCCAGGUCGACAGCGUGCCGAUCCUCGGCGCCUGUCUUCGUCACCUCGUAUCGUACGCGCGACUACAGAACCUCGAGUUACCUGCUAGUCUGUCGGUAGACUUCGAAAGCGAGAGUGCUCUCCAGCAAUCACAGGCAUGGACAGCCUUCGCGCUAGCUUGUCUCGACCACUUCAUACCAGAGCAACUUUUCGAUCCUGUCCAGGUAGCAGAAAUCCGCAGUUCUGUGCACCACCAAGCCCAGAACUACCUGCAAACAAAUCUCGCUGCCCUGCGUCAAUUCAGACUGCUAUGGACCGGCAAAGGCGAUUCUCUACGAGCACGCGUCCUCCAAGACGAUCUUGAGGCGUUGGGACCAGGUCCACAGACGAUUCAGAUAUGCAGGCCGCAGACUUCAAAACUGUCACAGUUGCAUAGCGAAUUCCAAGCGCUGUUGCGUGUCGUGCAAGGAUUGUGUCAACGUGGUGAGCUGCUCACUACCGAACCAGACCUUUGGCAGAAUCUGCUAGUCAUCAGAAUCCGGCUCUCAGAACAAUACCGACCUUAUGCGGAUCUCACCACUCCAGUAUGCGGAUUCAUCGACUGUUUGCUGGUGGCUCGACGACUCAAGUCAGUCGCGGAGAACGAGACACCUGCUGGAAGUGGAGAUGCAUCGCUGGACAGCAUUGUGCCUCUCGUCAAUGCUAUCUUCCCUCUGCAUAUGUCAGAUGAGCAUUUUCUGAAGGUCCGCGAAGCUCAUCCGUCGCGCCAAGAGCAGCUGUUCUGGCUCGCUGCCGUGGGCGUACGGUCCGGUGUUGCAUCCCUUUCUCGAGCUUCUCCUGCAAUGCAAGUUGCCGUCGAAAACGCAUUCGGAGACUUCUACAGAGCUUGGAAGAUCGAGCUUGGCUCUGAGCAGAGGCUCAACGCUGCAAAGUCGAGCUUGUUCAAGUACCGUGGUGGCGACGAUGACCAAGAUGAGGUUGAGCAGGCGCAGCUCAACGAGUUGUUUCCAACCUACGAAGACGGCGACAAUGGUACGCAUCAGGCAGCGCCCGACUCUGGGACGAGGAAAGCUCAAGAUGUGGCUCCACGAUUGGCUGAGCUGUAUCAUGCUGUUUAUCAUGCGAGUGGAACAUCGCCAGAAAAGCUCUUCGCCCUGCUUGAUGAUUUUGCUGCAAUUGCGGCGUCGAUGCCAUCGAAAUCAAGCCACACCAAGGACUUUACGGCAGUCUUGUGCGGCUUACGACGACUUGCCGCCAAGCUUGCACCUACAGAAGAGCAGUCACGCAAAGCAAACGUCUACACGGAAGCGAACAUCCAACAGAGCAGAGUCCUGGUGAGGAUCGUCCAUAAGCUGCAGCACCGCUUCGGUACUAUCAACAAAGCGUGGCCGGAGCACGCGACGCCGAUGGAAGUGUUGCGAGCAUGUGAUCAGAUCCUUACUCUCGGCCAUGCUGAGCCUCUUAUGCGCUACUUGCCCUCAGUCGAGAAGCUGCAUGCCACUGUGAACGAGUGGCAGAAGGUGGCAAGCUCUGAAUUUUCCGCAGCCACUCUGCUCGAGGAGAUUACCAAUUUGAUCAUCAGCUGGCGCAAGCUUGAGCUUUCAACCUGGCAUAGGAUGUUCGGAUACGAAGAUGAGCAAUGCCAACGAACUGCCGCCUCGUGGUGGUUCGUUGCGUUUGAAGCAAUUAUAGUGGCUUCAGAGUAUGCAGCUCAGAGGCCGGGAGCCUUGGGUCAAUUCACCCACGAUCUGGUUCAGACACUUGGCGACUUCCUCACAAAUUGUGGCCUAGGAGAGUACAGCGUUCGUCUGCGUCUGUUACGAGACUUUGAAGCUGCCCUCGCUAUUCGUGCAAUGCACGAGCCCGGCUUCGCUCGAGUUCGAGAAGCAAUCGCUAACCUCAUAUCUUUCUACGCUCGCUUCGAGACCACAGUGGCAGAGCAGCUAAGCCAGCGACGUGCGAAGCUCGAGAAAGAUAUCCAGAAUGCUGUCCUGGUAGCAAGUUGGAAAGAUACGAACAUCCUGACAAUGAAGAAGAGCGCGAAGGCUUCGCACAACAAGCUGUUCAGAGUUGUGAGGAAGUAUCGACAGCUUCUGGCUGACCCUGUCACGUCCAUUGUGCAGGCCGACUUCAUCAUGGUGAAGUUUGAGACAUCAGAGACCCAGGCCUCGCAAGUACUUGACUGGAACACUGAUAAGCCUGGAGCAGCGCCUCUUGCCCAGCCAUGGCUCAAUUCGUAUGCUGAGCUGCUCAGCAAGCCCGAGAUAAUCGCUCAAGAAUUCAUCACGAAGAUCACCAAAUCUACGACCUCUGACAGGGCUUCGAAAAAGAUCGAACGAUUUCUGCAAGAACUGCACGAUGACAGUGAAGAGCUAAGGAAAGAGACUCCAAACACAGCCACUGAAGACAAUAAGGUGGCGAUCAAGUUCCUCAAGCAGCGCAAGCGCAAGCUUUUAGCCAGCGUUUUCAAGGAUAUACAGCUGAUGGGCUUUCAAACCAACGUCAGCGAGGAUGUACUGGCUCAGCAAAGCUCGCUUCAUCUAGUGCUUGCCAGAACGACACCUCUGGCUCUGAACGCCCCUACGGCUAAUGCCCAAGCGGCCGAUCAAGAGUUCCACAGGCUCUUACAUAUCAUGCCCGCCGCUCGCGAAAGUGCCGUCAAGCAUAAUGAGGAUCUUACGCCGGCUGAAAUUGCCCGAGCGAAGUCACUCCUUGAGAGUAUGCUUCAGAUGACCUGCGAGCAACACGACAAGCUCCAAGCUUAUCUCAAGAAUGUGGCAGCUUUGCAAGUCGGUAUCGAGCAGCUCAAGAAUUUCGCCUCGGGCGAAGCAGCCCAGCUCGUAGAGUCAACACGGCGGUCGAUCGAGUACUUCAAAGCAGAGACAGCAUCACUGAGCGCUGUGCUACAAGCCACUAUCCGAUGCAUCGAUCAUCAAGCCCAGCUUGCCGGUAACGACUACUCGCAGGCUAUCGCGGAACUGACAAGUCACGAUGCAGACUUAAGCCUCAUUAGUACUGAGCUUGCCGCGCGACCUGAUCUUCCCGCGGGCGUCAAUGAUGCAUCUCUGAGAUCGCUUGAGGACCGCUAUUCGGCUUUUGUGAGUAGCACUAUUCCUGACACUACUAAGUUCAUCAGCGGCAAACACUCUGAACUGGAACCCGUUCUCUCACAUUUGGUCAACUGGGCCAAGCCUUUGGACACAAGCGCGAAGAGCGUUGCGCACGAGGCGGGACAAGACGUACAGAUCACGGCCCAUGCUCUCGUACAAGCUCUAGAGAACCUGCGUAUGUCUCAUGCGCAAGUCACAACAGCUGCCAGCGAGAGCACCAAGAAGCGCCGUGGCAAGGAAGCUUGGCUACUUGAACAGUCGAGCCAGCAACAAGCCGGUAUCGAUAUGCUCCAAAUCGAGCAAUUGUCUGAUCACGUCACACAAAUGCUUGCUUCGUUGGGUAAUGUUGCGGACCCUGCCACAAACCUGGGCGAGGUCGCUGCCAUCUGCUAUAAGAUCAUCCCAAUUCUGGAUGCAUAUACCCAGAUCUCGAUUCGGUCGGUAGUCAAUGCAUGCGACCUUCACGCCGCUACCAGCAAGAUGGCCUAUCGGCUUGCGACGAUGUUCACUCAGCUUGCCCGCCAGGGAUUCUGCCAGCCUUCGGAAAAGUCACAAGACAACGAAAAAGACGCUGGUCAAGCUGAGAGUGGCACUGGGCUUGGCGAGGGCGAGGGUGGCGAAGACAUCAGCAAAGAUAUCGGAGACAACGAGGACUUGUCUGAGCUUGCCCAAGAUGCAACUUCGAAGGACAAGGAGGGCGAAACCGAGGCUGAGAAGGAUGCGGUCGAUAUGGCUGAUGAAGACUUGCAAGGGGGAUUCGACGAAGAAACUGGCCCCGAGGACGAGGAUGAAGCCAAAGAAGGAGAUCAGUCUGAUGCUGAAGUUGAUGAAGAAGCAGGACACGUAGAUGAAGACGAUGGAGCUGUUGACGAGAAGACUUGGAACGACGAGAAGUCGGGAGAGCCAGAGAAAGAAGCCGAUAAGGGUCAGGGCAACAAGACUGAAGAUGUUGCGGCGGCUGGCGAGGAGGCCAAGAACGCAGAAGACGAGACACCUCAGGAGCAGGAGGAGGAGGACGACGCCGAGGCCGAUGCUGACGCGGACGCCGGUGCUGACGAGGUCGACAACGAAGCAGAGCCCGGCCAGACCGAGAAGGCGGACCCACAUAUGGCUGAUGAGCAGAACCUGGAGUUGCCUGACGAUAUCAACAUGGAUGGUGAAAAAGACGAGCUUAGUGAGAUCUCUGAUGACGACGGCGACGAUCUCCAGAAUGUGGACGAUGCGGCUGCUGAGGAUAAUGACGAGGCUGUACGGGACGAUGGCGACGUGGAGAUGGGUGAAGACGAAGGAGAUGAAGCUGAGGAGAAUGGCGAGGCCACCGCACAAGAACAGGACGAACAAGCGCCUGAGAACGACGAGGAUGACUCGAAGUCUGACGUUGCCAUGUUGAACAAGCACGACACGGAACAAGAUCAUGCAGAUUCCGCGCCCGCAGACGCUGGCCAGGGCCACGAUCAAGAAGACAAUGCGAAGAGCAAUGGUACACUUUCGAACGCGGAACAAAUGGAGCAGGAGAAUGAACAAGAAGAAGCCAGUGCGCAAGAUGGCACAGCCGAGGGUGGCAGCAGUCGGCAAGCAGACACUGCUAAUGGGCAAGCAGAAGCCGGCCAGGAAGAUCAGCAAACGCUUCCUUACAAGCAGCUUGGAGAUGUGCUCAAGAAAUGGUACGAUCAACAUCGAAACAUCGAGGCUGCUAAGGACGCUACGGAGCCGACUGAGCAGACCGAAGAGCGUGAGGCCAUGGAUGAUGCCCGCUUCGAGCAUACCGAUGAUGCAGAGACCGAGAUGCAGGCAACUGGUGCCGCUGAUGCUGAGCAGUCUCGCGCACUUGAUCAGCAGAAUGCACAACCGAUCGAGCAGGAAGAUGAUCGAGACAACGCCGCAGAGCUCAAGCAUGACGCCGAGCAGGCCGUCGAUCAAGAUCAGGAAGAUGUCGAAGGAGGCGGCGCUGACAGCAAAGGCGGAGACAUGGUUUCAAGACAAGACAAAGCCAUGGUUGGGCAGCCUACAGAUGUUGACAUGACCUGGCAAGACGAACUGCAGCAACAUGAGACUGAGGAUCUCGAUGACAUGGACCAGCAGCUAACGGCAACCCAUCUGGACUCCGAUCGACCAGACUUGCUCUCAAUCGAGGACGCUCGUCGGGCCUGGAAUGAACACGAGAGCAGAACCCGCAACAUGGCCAUUGUGCUGACUGAACAUCUGCGUCUCAUUCUACAGCCAACACAAGCCACAAAGAUGCGCGGCGACUUCCGAACAGGAAAGCGACUCAACAUCAAGAAGAUCAUCCCUUACAUCGCCUCAUCCUACAAGCGCGACAAGAUUUGGAUGCGCCGCUCCGUACCAAGCAAGCGCUCCUAUCAAAUCAUGCUGGCAAUUGACGAUUCGGAAUCCAUGGACGAAAGCGAACGCAAAGGUCUUGCCUUCGAUACUCUGGCCCUUGUCUCGAAGGCUAUGUCGAUGCUCGAAGUCGGUGAGCUCUGUAUUGUUGGCUUCGGCCAGACCGUCAACAUCAACCACGACUUCAGCAUGCCCUUCACCUCCGACACCGGCGCAGAGGUCUAUCGUCAAUUCAGCUUCGCUCAGACCAAGACUGACGUCCACAAACUUCUUGAGCAGUCCAUCGACCUCUUCCGUACUGCUAGGCUGAAAGCCUCUGGGUCAGCGAGCGAUCUUUGGCAAUUACAGCUGAUCAUUUCAGAUGGCCAUUGCGAGGAUCACCCGAGUAUUCGACAGCUUGUAAGACAAGCUCAUGAGGAGCAGAUCAUGGUUGUAUUCAUUGUUGUCGAUGCUACAGCGCCAGCGACCGGAGCAGCCGAUCAAAAGCAGAGUAUCAUGGAUCUGAAAGAGGCAAGAUUCACGACUGUCAAUGGUGAGUCUGAGCUAGAAAUGAUCCGGUAUCUGGAUCACUUCCCUUUCAGGUACUACUUGAUUGUGAGGGAUGUGUUGGAGUUACCAAGUGUAUUGGCUGGGGCGUUGAGGCAAUGGUUUUCGGAGGUGGUGGAAAGUGGUUAA